GUUUCUUUUUCUUCUUUUUCAACAACAUGCGAGUUUGGCACACCAAGGAUAUGGAUACAACCAACUAAACUACAUAUCAAAAUGGCCAUGGGGAAAUGUCAGCAAAAUCUGUCAAAAAAUGCAAAAACAAAACUCCAACUUUACUUUGGGUAAAACAAUACGCUAAUUUUUAUUAUGUUAUACAUAAAUGCAAAAGUUAUAAUCGUUUAAACCUUAAAAAUAAGCAAACCAAAUUUGACAAAACCAAAAGCUAAACCGAAUCAAACGAAAAAGGAAUAUUCUCCAAAACCGACUUCACACAGCCCUAAUUUCCACACUCUAAUACUAUUUCUCGCCGCCGCUUUUGUAUCUUCUUCUCUCUCGCUUUGCUCUCUCGGAAUUGUUUUUGCAGAAAGUCUCUCAUCUGAACUCAGAAAAUCUCCGAGUUCGUAUAUCUUCUCCGUUUGAGCAAUGGCGUUGGUCAUGCACACAUACAAGGGAAACAAAGGUGCCAAUAAGGCACUUAUUGCUGCAGAGUAUGCGGGUGUGAAGAUCGAGGAGUCCGCAGACUUUCAGAUGGGCGUCACUAACAAGUCACCUGAGUUCCUUAAGAUGAACCCUAUUGGAAAGGUUCCUGUGCUUGAGACUCCUGAAGGUCCCAUAUUUGAGAGCAAUGCCAUUGCCCGAUAUGUGAGCCGUAAGAAUGGUGACAACUCUUUGAAUGGAUCCUCCCUUAUUGAAUACGCUCACAUUGAGCAAUGGAUCGAUUUCUCCUCAUUGGAGAUUGAUGCUAACAUGUUGAAGUGGUUUGCUCCAAGAAUGGGCUAUGCUCCCUUCUCUGCCCCAGCUGAGGAAGCGGCAAUUUCUGCAUUGAAGAGAGGACUUGAGGCUCUGAACACACAUCUCGCCUCCAACACUUUCCUUGUUGGACACUCUGUCACCCUUGCUGAUAUUGUCACAAUCUGCAACUUGAACUUGGGAUUUGCCACCGUGAUGACCAAGAAAUUUACCUCUGCAUUCCCUCAUGUUGAGAGAUACUUCUGGACAAUGGUUAACCAGCCAGAAUUCAAGAAGGUGUUGGGUGAUGCCAAACAAACCGAAGCUGUCCCUCCAGUUCCUACUAAGAAAGCUCCACAGCCUGCUAAGCCCAAGGAGGAGCCCAAGAAGGCAGCCCCUGUAGCAGAGGCACCAAAGCCUGCUGAGGAGGAGGAAGCACCAAAGCCUAAAGCCAAGAAUCCUCUUGACUUGCUACCACCAAGCCCAAUGGUUCUCGAUGACUGGAAGAGGCUUUACUCGAACACCAAAUCCAACUUCCGUGAGGUUGCUAUCAAAGGAUUCUGGGACAUGUAUGACCCGGAGGGGUACUCACUAUGGUUCUGUGACUAUAAGUACAACGAUGAGAACAUGGUCUCCUUUGUUACACUCAACAAGGUAGGAGGGUUCCUUCAGCGUAUGGACUUGGCACGUAAAUACUCCUUUGGAAAGAUGCUUAUUUGCGGGUCAGAGGGUCCUUUCAAGGUGAAGGGUUUAUGGCUUUUCCGUGGACCAGAGAUCCCCAAGUUCAUAAUGGAUGAGGUGUACGACAUGGAGCUGUACGAGUGGACUAAGGUUGAUAUCUCCGAUGAAGCACAGAAGGAGCGUGUUAGCCAGAUGAUUGAAGACGCUGAGCCAUUUGAAGGCGAGGCUCUUUUGGACGCCAAAUGCUUUAAGUGAAAAGGCUCUUUGUAUCUCCGUAGAGGUUUACUCUGUUACUCGUGUUUUGAUACCUUCUAGAGAGUCCUUACCACCUUUUGAAUCGUACUCGGGUUUAAGAACUAGUUGCUUCUCAAUGUUAUUUUGACAGAAUAUUGUUCUUAAAUACAUUACAACUUCUAGUUAUUGUUUUUAUUUUGUUUUUUAUUAUCCAAACUCGUGUGUGUGACAUUCUCUCUUUAAAUUAGUUGCUUGGAAGAUGCAAAGAAUCUCGUUUAAUGGGGCA
This is a messenger RNA of Arabidopsis thaliana (thale cress), 1957 nucleotides long. RefSeq names its product Translation elongation factor EF1B, gamma chain. Gene Ontology annotation, molecular function: translation elongation factor activity; glutathione transferase activity. The transcript has 8 exons. Gene Ontology annotation, biological process: translational elongation. NCBI's taxonomy places the organism in Eukaryota, Viridiplantae, Streptophyta, Magnoliopsida, Brassicales, Brassicaceae. The record is from RefSeq and is marked reviewed. Gene Ontology annotation, cellular component: cytoplasmic stress granule. Bases 451 to 1692 code for a protein of 413 amino acids.